UGGGCCACCCCUGUACGUGACGUUCCUAUCCAUACUAGUUUCCACAUGCUCUCUCCUCGCCUCGGCGUACAAAAAAAGCAAACACUUUCUGGGCACCAUUCCGUAUUCCUUUCUAUCCCAUUGAAUCAGGCUGAGCCGCAGAUUGCGAGGUCCACCCUGCCCUGCCUGUUUCCUCUGUUACCUAAUCCGUGCACUGUUUCCUAAUUUUGUCCGACCGUCCGACAAGCAGCUCGCGAGUCGCGCCUCAAUCACAGAAAUUUACCGUGUUUUCGCCCUGCAACCUUUUCUUCGAGCAGGUUUGCUUCAUUCAAGCCCUUUCCAUAUCAUUGUGUAAUAAUCACCCGCGCUUUCCUUAACAAGAUUCAGGAGAUAUGAUUAGGUUAUUCAAAGUAAAGGAAAAGCAGAGAGAACUUGCUGAAAAUUCCCAAGGUGGGGUACCUGUAAAGAAGCAAACAGCUGGAGAAUUGCGUCUUCAUAAAGAUAUCUCUGAGCUGAAUCUACCAAAAUCGUGUGCCAUAUCAUUUCCCAAUGGCAAGGAUGACCUGAUGAAUUUUGAGGUUUCUAUUCGACCUGAUGAAGGAUAUUAUUUGGGUGGCACAUUUUUGUUCUCCUUCCAAGUUUCUCCCAUCUAUCCACACGAGGCACCAAAGGUCAAGUGCAAAACGAAGGUCUAUCACCCCAAUAUUGACUUGGAAGGAAGUGUCUGCCUCAACAUCCUUCGGGAAGAUUGGAAACCUGUCCUUAAUAUAAACACCAUCAUCUAUGGGCUAUAUCAUCUUUUCACGGAACCAAAUUCCGAGGAUCCUCUUAAUCAUGAUGCAGCUGCGGUGUUGAGAGACAAUCCAAAGAUGUUUGAAGCUAAUGUGAGAAGGGCCAUGGCUGGUGGAUACGUGGGGCAAACCUUUUUUCAACGGUGUCUGUAGGUUUGGGAGCACUGAGUGCUGACUCAGUCAUUUCAUCAUUUGAUUAAGUGCCCAUGGAUUGGAUUGUAAAAUUUAUUUGCAAAUUAUAGGCUAAUUGCCUGCCACAAGUAAGGGCAUCAAUUCCUGAGAGACCAAUCAAACUAAAACCCAAAUGAAGACGGUGUGUUACUCUUUUAUGUGAAGCAUUUUGAGUGUUAAUAUGCCCUGCAUAAUCUGGGAAAAGUGCUUGCUCAAA
This is a messenger RNA of Carya illinoinensis, 1158 nucleotides long. RefSeq names its product NEDD8-conjugating enzyme Ubc12-like. The record is from RefSeq and is a predicted model, not a curated record. Bases 372 to 923 code for a protein of 183 amino acids. Lineage: Eukaryota; Viridiplantae; Streptophyta; Magnoliopsida; Fagales; Juglandaceae. The transcript has 6 exons. Gene Ontology annotation, molecular function: NEDD8 transferase activity. Gene Ontology annotation, biological process: protein neddylation. Gene Ontology annotation, cellular component: nucleus.